AUGAAAUAUUUCGACCGAUAUAACAUCUUAACUGAUUUACAGCAUGGUUUUAGGGCCAAAAGGUCGACUGUAACUCAAUUGAUUGGUACUAUCCACGAUAUUUCAAGUGCUAUUAACAACGAUUCCACUGUACAUGCUGUCAUUCUAGACUUUGAAAAAGCGUUCGACAAAGUCCCACAUCAACGCCUGUUGAGAAAAUUACAAAGUUACGGAAUACAAGGGCCCCUGAAUAAUUGGCUUAAAUCAUUUCUCACGGAUCGUUAUCAGACAGUUGUUUGUGAAGGGGAAGCAGCCAAACCAACAUCGGUAACCUCAGGCGUCCCACAAGGAACUGUUUUGGGACCGUUAUUGUUCCUUUCGUACAUCAACGAUUUGCCAAAUGCACUGAAUUCUAGUGUUCGAUUGUUUGCGGACGACGCGCUUUUGUACGGCCUAAUCUCGGGAAGCUCAAACAGUGAUGAAUUGCAGGACGAUCUUAGCAAGUUGGAAACCUGGCAAGAGAAAUGGCAAAUGAAGUUCAAUCCAGGGAAAUGUAAAGUGUUAUGCAUAUCAACAAAAAAAGACCCUCCGCAAAGGAAAUAUUCUUUCUGUAACACAGAGUUGGAGCAAGUCGAGUCGGUCGCUUACCUGGGUAUCACCCUAAAUAACAAAAUGAAGUUGUCGGAGCAUGUCUCAAACACAGCAAGUAAAGCCAGUAAAUUACUUGGAAUGGCAUGA
This is a messenger RNA of Paramuricea clavata, 717 nucleotides long. The record is from the annotation of a GenBank genome assembly. NCBI's taxonomy places the organism in Eukaryota, Metazoa, Cnidaria, Anthozoa, Malacalcyonacea, Plexauridae.